Molecule: messenger RNA, 5394 nt
Organism: Conger conger (European conger)
Lineage: Eukaryota; Metazoa; Chordata; Actinopteri; Anguilliformes; Congridae
Gene: tusc2a
Product: tumor suppressor 2, mitochondrial calcium regulator a
Exons: 4
Coding region: 269-604 (111 amino acids)
Biological process (GO): regulation of mitochondrial membrane potential; inflammatory response
Cellular component (GO): mitochondrion
Source: RefSeq, a predicted model, not a curated record
UGCUAGUUGCAAUCUGGUUGAGUCUGGACAGAAACGUUUGGAGCUCAAGCAGGGUCCGUAUUUUAUUUAGCUAACGUUACCUUGCUAGCAACCUAAUUCUAGGUAACGUUAAAGAAGUCUUGUGGACGUUCAUAAUAUCGGCGUCGACGGUAAUAAAGACGAGCAGAUGGCAUCGGUUUAAACGCUUGACAGAGUUUCAGAGUAUUUAGGCUAGUCUGACAGUCUUCUUUGGUGACUUACGACAAAAAAUUAUGUUCCGGCGCUGAACAUGGGAGGCAGUGGCUCCAAGUCCAAAGGCUUUUGGCCUUUUGCCGGCUCAGGUUCCGGCAAUGAUCCAGCCAAUGAGGGGAACGAACAGUCGCUGGCGAAGUUCAGAGGUUCCCGAAAUGCUACACCUUUCGUGUUUACAAGAAAGAGCUCUCUUUACUAUGAUGAAGAUGGCGACCUGGCUCACGAAUUCUAUGAAGAAACUGUUGUGACAAAGAAUGGGCGCAAGAGAGCAAAGCUGAAGAGGAUUCAGAAGAAUUUAAUACCUCAGGGAAUUGUUAAGCUGGACCACCCCCGGAUCCAUGUGGAUUUCCCAGUUGUUCUGUGUGAAGUGUGACGUGCCCAGGCCCUUCUGGGAGACUAGGCCAAGGCCAGCGAUUGACAAACUCCGCCCUCGCCCCCUCCACCUCUCCCUUUGAGCCCCUGUCAUCCUGAACUUCAUUCUAACCAUGGUGUUCCUCAGAGAGGGCUUACAGCGCCCCCGUGUGGUUAGAAGGGUUCACAGUGAGCCGAACGGCUCCUGUCUUCGCAUAGCUUAUGGGAACAGAACAACAUGCUCAAUGAAGGGAUUUAGUGUGGAUAUUUCCAGCUUAAUGGGUGAGUGUGAUUUGGGGAGGUAAAAGAAGAUGAAGAAAGAAUAGACAAUAAAUAUACAAUCCAGUUCUCUGACCUUACGCACUACAGCCCUGUUCUGUAAGGUUGCUCUUGCAUGAAACCAUUCUUCUCUAAGUCCCAGCCAUGUUCAGUCUGGCCUCUCUGUAAUGUAAUGGAUCCCAAUGUGUGUAUUGCUUAAUUAGGCACCUCUUUUGGUUUUGGACAGUACUGAGGUUGCGUUUCGGUGGAUAGUCUAUAAGAUGGAGAAAGAGCAUAGCUGUAAGCAGUACCCACAGUAGUAGGUGUGAAGCUGAUGAGCUGGCCUUUUCAACACCAGGACAUGUUUGUAAGUAAGCACAUUUCAUGUGUGUUUGAUGUUUGUUGAGCUCAGGUGCUGUUUUUUGGCCGUGCCUGGGCGAAUUGGCCCCAGAGACUGCACUGUCCCCCAUUCUCUGCCCCACUGUCUGAGCAGCUCCAACAGUAAUGUUUAAUCAUUGAUUAGUGCCUGCUCAGCUCCUAUUUUUAAACGUGUUGGGGUAUUGCCACUUUGCGUGUGAUUUUUCAAAGCUGUGAUCUUGCUUAUCUGGUUUAGGCCUUUGGUAGGGAGGGGGAAGUCUGAAGCCCAGUUUUAAUAUCUGCUAAAGCCUCUCAGCUCCUUGUGAAAUGUGUGUGUUGACUGUGUCAUGCAUGGUGUGGUCCUGAAAGAAAUAUUUCUGCUGCUUCUGCAUUUCAAAUCACUUUGUGUCAGUUGUAAUAUCUUAGAUCUAGGUGAGCUCACCUUAGUUUUAGCUGUCCAGAUGCACAAAUAGCUGUACAUUUACCCAAAGUCCCUUUGGUUUUAUUAAGGGAUUCAGUUAAGUUUUUUUUAUUUUGGCUGUUUUUUUUUUAUAAGGAUUUGAAUUUAAUUCCACAAUUGUCUUGAGGAAGGAAUGCAUUUGAAAUAUCUAAUGCAUUACUAGGUGUUUCCUCCCAAAGAAUCUCACUAAGGUGUUUUUGGUUUGAGUUUGGCCUCCUGUGGUUAAGAUGGUCUCUAGCAGAAAUCGCCUAAUCAAAGAUGGUAGAUGAAGAUAUGACUAAUUUCCUUUUUCAUUCCAGCAUAGUGUAUCGUGUAGUUAAAAAAAAAAAAAGAAAAACUUUCCGAUAAUUUAUGACUUUAUUACCUGAAAAUAAUUUCCAAUCACUAUUUCAGGAUCAAACUGUUUUCCCCUCAGAAAAAUCUCAACAAAUUAGGAUUUCCAUAUCAUUUACAUUUUGCUAUAAUCAGUGCAGUACUCAAAAAGGUGCAAUGCACCAUCAUGCCACACGGGGGUGACAGAUGAGGGCCCAAUGCGUUGUCAGUUUUCAAACCGGCCACUUCCAUCUCGAUUGUGAUGUCUGAAUCUCAUCUCCUCUGUCUGUGGGCUUUUCUGCUUGAGCCCACGAGUGCGGUUGUGCCCCUAUCGUUUCCCUUCGUUGUUCUUAACGGCCAGUCCGUCGUGCCCAGUGGUCAGUCUGGAAAGGUCUCGUUUACAGCUCACGCUGGACUUUAGGUUCUUUUAGCAGAUAGGUCCCCUCUCACCCCCAGCUUUCCCCCAGAAUGGAAGUGCAUGCUGAGAAAUGUGAAAGUGUGUUUACAGCAUGUUCUAAGGCUCAUCUUUCUUGACUACUCUGACUUGGACUGUGUUUCCAAUGGUCCAGUAGUUCCCUAUAUAGUGACUUAACUAGGAUGUAGAAAUUGGCCAAUGCCCUAUUCUUUAUUUUCAGUGCUUACAGAACUGACAGUCCGACAGAAAGAGAUGGUCUCAAGUACAUUGAGAUGCUUUCAGAUUAGCAUUCCAGAGCCUGUAUAAUUGGAAAAGUAUGUAUGUAUGUAUGUUUGCCUUCACAUUUAUCAAGCAUUUUGGAUUGCUUCUGUUUUAACACUAUCAAAUCUGCAGGAGGGCAUUAAGAAGCAAGCAUUUCGCUGAUGUCAGGAAGGGUUUUAGUGUGUUUACCUGCUCAUUCAAUCCAGGCCCACAUCCCACUUGAAUAUUUCCCCUUAAAACCAAGCAUGCAAGAAAUUAAUAUCAUAUCCUCCCUACCUGGAGGGCCAGCAUGAUAAUACAGGGCAGGUAGUUUAAUUUCCAUUCUUCUAUGAAAGGUCAGAUUAAUUGUGUUAGUUUUCCAGGUUCGUAUUGAAAACAUCAGGUCUGAGUAAUGGGAAACCAGUGUGUAUUUUCAGUGUUCUGAACAGAUUAUCUUUGAACUCGGUACAUCUGAAAUAUGCACCCCCAGGAUAUAUACUUUAUAUUCUUCAGCCCAUUUUCUUGUAUAGGAUCUGAUUGAGCAUAGCUGUAAAAAUCCCCUUUUCACAUGCAGUGUGACUGGCAGAGAUGGUUGUUGUUGUUGUGUAGAUGUAUGUAUAGUUUCUGCACAUGGCCAAUUGGAGCGUGUUCAAACAAGCAAAUCCAAAAACACUCAGCCACAGUAUGGCAUUGUGAGUGAGUCAUCUCCAAGUGAGCAGAUUCCUCAUCGCAUGUGUGCACCAUACUUCAGCAGUGGCCAUCUAUAAUUCCUGUUAGUUUCUGAGGGCUUCCUCUAAGCCUGGAUGUCUUUUGGGAAGUGGCAUUUUUACCAGUUCUCGGUUGGAGAAAGUAUAUUCCUGUUGUUCAGGAAUCCUGUCCUUUAGUCCCAUUGGUCACUGGAUUGGAUGAGAAACUACUUGUGGGCUUCAGAGUUACGAGCAGGAGAGAAGCUUUUCCUGCUUCUUAAUUCCUUUCCGCUGUGAUGUCUCUGAGUAGCAGGUGAGAGGAGUGUUCUUCCUAACACCCUGGGUACAUGCGCUAAUGGACUCGUACUGACUGCGGACAGGGCUGAAUGGGCUAUAGAAUCGCUGGCCUUCAGUUUGUCUGUACAGUAGAGUUGAUGGGGAGAGCAUGACACAAAUAUUGUUUCAGUCUUGGCCCGCUUUUGGGAAGCGGAGAAUAUGCAAUUUGGAAAAAUCCUUAUGCUGACUGUGCUGAUCGAUAAGUUUUUACCUCGUCAGGUCUAGUAACUUUGUUCUUCAGGGCUGUUCAGUUGUGCUGCAUUAGAAAUUGUCAGGCUUUUGGCACUUUUUUUUUUUUUUUGGUGAACUUUUUUUUUGUUGUUUUUUUUAAAAUAUAUAUAUCUUGUCCUGGCCCUCAUUUUCAUUUUUUUCUUUCCCCCCAUUUUCUUUUUUCUAGCUUUAGAAAAUAGUUUUGACUCCAGUGCUGCAACGAUUUUUCUUAUCUCCCUCCACACAGUUGGAGCUUGGUUCUAGUAGUUUGGACUUGCUGUAGUUUGUUCGCCAUUUUUAUUCCCGAUCAACUUCCUGAGGGAAUGAAAGAUGCCAGUAUCUUAAAUUCUACACAACCACCCUAGGAAAUGGAAUUGUACUUUUGUGCAGAGCCAUGUGAACAGUGUCUUUUUAAUUGCUAGCAGAUGACCUGGGAUAAUUAUACUGUGAGUAGGCUACUUUCUCUCUGUGGGCUGUCCUGUAAGGGUGAGUGCCUUCUGCACUCAAAGCUCCCUUUCUCCUUUUCCCUUACACACUCUCCCCUCCCAUAAUGUACAGUAGAUAUCUGCAUUCACUGUGAAGUUGAUCUUAAUGAUGGUUAGUUGAGUGGAUGUGGUGGUAGUAGAGCAGUUAGGCUGAGUGUCUGCUGGGCUGGAGUGAGCGAUGCUAAUGGCCCAGAGAAUGUUCCAGCUCAUCACAUGACACCAUCAGAGCACUUGCUUUUGUCCGGUAAUGUUGGAGGCAUUUUGUACAGAAGCUGCGUUAUGUAAAUUGUGGGAAAAGAUAUAUGUUUUUAUAAGAAGCAAAUUUUUUGUGUCUUGGUCAGCCAGUGAUAGAGCACCAACCACUUAUGUCUACUGAGCAAUUUUGUGGCAAAUGAAUUUCACCAAAUUUAAAUGAUCCUAAUGACAGCUUAGGAAAGGAUAAACUCUGUUUCCAAACUGUUUUUUUUUUUUUUUUUUUUUGUCCUGUCAGUUUCAUUGUGAACCAAAGCCUGCUGCCCAUCUGGCUACCACAUUUAUUUUUUUAUUUUUCUUUUUUUAAAUUUUUUUUAAGAAAAGCAGAAAUGGACUCUUGAAUCAAGAUCAAGUGACAAACAAGACUACUGUCUUGAGAUCCAAGAGUCUUUUUUUCAAGCUUAAAAUUUCAAAGUUUAUGCACUAGUGUCUAAAUGUGUAAAAGUGUGCUGAGAUUGACUAUCAUGGCUGUGAAAGUGGGAGUCUUGUCUGAAGGGGCGACGGUAUCUUUCAGCAAACUGUGUUUGAACAUACUGUGCAAUUAUGUUCCUACAGCCACCAACCUGGCCAAGGAAAUUGUCAUCUAACCAUCUGUAUAAGUGUAUAUACCACAAGCAGCACCUCCUGUACAUGUUGCAUAUCUUGGAGGUGACGGGGGCGUUAACCCAUCUAUGUAGAUAAUACAGAUCAGUUCUGUUUAUAUUUAUGAAUGAUUAUUUUUUAAGUUAUGAGAAUACUGGUUUAAUUUUGUUUCUUGUCCUUUUAUUUGUUUUAAAAUAAUAAAAGAAAGUCCUCAAGUAA